AUGGAGGCGUUCAACGCGCUCCUGCUGGAAGAAGGCGGCAUCGCGGAGACGUUGCUCUCUUCGCUGACGUUCGACGACCUCUGCAGCUUGACCCAGUGCGGGAGCUGCCUGGCCAGGGUGCUGACAGGCAACCGCAGCUGGCUCCACGCCGCCGUGGCGGACGUGCGCUUCCUCCAGCUGGAGUCGCCCUGCUUCCAGGCGAAAGAGCGCUUCAGGGCGGUGGGCGCGGUGCGCGUCCUGAGAAGGGCAGUGCCAGCACGUGGCCUCAAGGUGCCUCUGGACUCCACCGACAGGGUGGUGGAACUGGCCCGCGCCGUAGCGAGCGCGAGCCGGGCCUCAGCUCUCCACAUGCGCGACGGCGGCGGCUUUGCUGUGCCGGUGGUCGCCAUCCUGCGCUGGCAGAGCGAGGCGGCCCUCCUCGAUACGCUCUCCCUCGAGUCGGAGGAGGAGUUCUGCGUCUCUGCGCCCAUCUCGCUGCCGCCGAAGGAGUCCGAGCGGCUGGCAGGACGCUGCCGCGCCUCGUGCCGAGGCCGCGGCCCGGCGCGGCCCAUCCGCGUGUUCUUCGCGUGGAGGGAAGGCCGGCUGAUGGUCGCGAUGGUCGAAGGUGGGCUGCUCGCCGAGAGGCUCGACCUGCCAGCAACCUUCGCCCGGCCGCUCACAUCGUCGGUCCCCACCUGCGUGCGGGUGACCGUCCGGUGCCUCUGCCCGGACCUGCCGCUGCCCGAGAUCCCCCUGGACAUCCCGCUGGGCAUGCAGUGGGUGGCGGUGCCCAUGGCUCUGCCCAAAGACGCGGACGAUCGCAGGGCCGCUGUAAAGGCGAUGCUUUGCGGGGCGCUCUGCGUCCUGACGGUGACGGACUGCGAGAGCCGGCGGCAGAUGAGCUGGAUAAACAUCAUCCUGGGGCUCCAGCCGCUGAGCGCCCAGUGA
Messenger RNA from Prorocentrum cordatum, 927 nucleotides. Lineage: Eukaryota; Dinophyceae; Prorocentrales; Prorocentraceae. The record is from the annotation of a GenBank genome assembly.